CAAAGUAUUUGCUCUGCACUACACAAAUGUUGUGAACUCUCUCAAAAUACCUCAUCUGGGAAAUGGGUGGGUAGAAUGGUGAAAGGCAGCGAGGCCACGAAGCUGUGAGGAAUCCUUGGGGGAUGGGUGCCUGAAGUUUCCUUCUGUAGCUGAAAACAGAAGAGUAGCAGCAUCAAAAUGGUAUGCCAACAUCAGGGAAGGUAGGUGGAGCAUAUGAAAUAGAACUUUCCACUUCCUCAAAGGUUAUGGGUAAGAGAGCUUGGUAAUGAGGCAGAAAAAGGGCUUCAUCAGCUACCCAGAUGUGAGGAUAGGUGAUGUGCAUCUAGAGGAGAUUACUGAUAAGCGGAUAUCCCAAGAACAUGCCAUAUUGGAAGUGGUGGGUGGCCAAGUUCGCAUCAAACUGAUUCAUGUAGAUUCAUGCUUUUAUCAGUCUCCUGAGAAUGGCCGUCUGCAACCAUUGGAAGCACAUGAGCGGCACUCAUUGAAAUUUGGUGAUAGCUUUUCCUUGAUGGUUGACAAAUACAUCUUCAAGGUCCUUUCUGCACAACCUGUGGAGAGCACAGAGAGGGAUAAUCAAGAGGCUGAUGCAGAAGCAGCAGUUAGUGUUCACCCUGUUGAGAUACGUCACAGUCCAUCAUUACCUGAGCCAGCAUGUUCCACCUCUGAGAUGCAAGGCAGCGCAGAAAUAAGAAGAAAUGACUCCCCUUCCACACAUCUGGUUCCUUUUCGUGAUGAUAAUGAAAGUGAACAGUCAACAUCUAUUCAAAGGAAAAGGUUGCUUCCAUCGUGGAUGCUGGAACAAGACCUCCUGGUUCCAAGGAUUUCCGAGCCUAUAACAAAAGGAGGUGGUAGAAACAAAAAAAGCCAAGGAAGGGGAAAAAGCAAUAUGGAAUCUUUAACAUCAGAAGUAAAUAUUCUGCAGGGAAAAAGAUCAGCUUCUGAAGAAAUUAAAGAGAAUUCUGAAGAUGAAGAGCAAGAUGAGGAGGAAGGGAGAUGUCUGUCAAGUUCUUUGUUACAGAAUGCAUCUGGAUUUCCUCCUGAAAGUACUACGGGAAACAUGGAAAGGAAUGGCAAGACUCAAACUAAGAAACCUGGAAGUUCUGUGGAAAGAAGUGACAGGCAGUGGCAUAGUAAACGACUUAAACCAUCAGGUCAGAUUUCCAGUAAGACAAAUAAACUUGAGGAAUCAGAAGACAAAGGACAGCUUACUUGUUCUAUCAGCCAACAAGCUCCCUGGGGCAGGACUUCACCUAAUGGUGCCCAGGAAGGUGCUCAUGAUCCCAAUGCAGAUGUGGAUUACGACACUGAGAUUUCUUAUUCAACCAAAGGUGCUGAAGCUUCAGAAAACUCCAAACAGAGAAAGUGUGAGAGAACGCCUUGCAUGUAUGGAGCAGGCUGUUACAGGAGGAAUCCCAUUCACUUUCAGCAGUUCAGUCACCCUAAUGAUGAUGAUUAUUAUGAAACAGAUAGUGUAGCUCAAGAUGAUGACGAUAACCGCCCAGAAUGUCCAUAUGGAACUGCUUGCUAUAGAAAGAAUCCACAGCACAAACUUGAAUACAAGCACACUGUACCUCCAGUAACUGAAAGACGAACCCGACAGCGAACUUCCAAGAAAGGAAAAAGGGGUUUAGAAGAAGGCAGCGAUAAUGAUGGUGAACCAGAUGAGUAUGAUCUCAAUGACAGCUUCAUAGAUGAUGAGGAAGAGGAGUGUGAACCUACUGAUGAAGAUUCUGACUGGGAACCAAGUUCAGAAGAAAAGGAUAAUGAAGAUGUUGAAACACUUGUGAAAGAAGCACAGAGAUUUGUUAAGACCAAAAAGUAACUGCACUGAGUAACAUUAAGAAUGUCCAAUCCAGUUGUGUUAAAAUUUCUAUGUGCAAGAAGAGAAAUUGCUUUGAAAACUACUUUUUCCUCAGUGAUGUAGGAACUAUGGGGAUGGUUUAAUGGUGGUGAAGGGAUUCAGCAAUACCUUUCUUUUGGUGUGAAUUUCACACUUUCUUUUUGUUUUGUUUUUUAAGUGGUGGAGUUAAAUGAUUGAGCUCUGUGAUUCUACUGUGUGUCAGCUGAAGCAGGACUUUGUAAAACAGAACUUUCUCAGCUAUUUCUUCUCCAGCAUCAUUAGUCUGGCGAUAAGAAAUACAAUUUUCAAGGUCUAUAAUGUUUUAAUUCUCCAUCUAAAUAUUGACAUUAGAAAAGCCUUUAGAUUUGCUGAAACAUGAUAUAUACUGUGUUAAAUAAAGAAGAACUAGCCUCCAUACCUGCCAUAUCACAGAUUGAUUCUUGGCCAUCACCGAGGAAAUCUGCCAAAACCAUUUAACUUGUUCUUCUCAGUUAAAACCUUACAUUUCAUUAGUCAGCUACUAGCUUUCCUUCUUGGCUUUACUUCUUUGAUGGUCUUGAUGUACAGCAGUUAAAUACUGGUUGCCUGAAUAACUUCAGGAUAUCUCAGUCUACUGAACCUCUGAUGAUGUUCCUACACAAAUUAUGGUGUAUUUGCUUUAAUUACAACUUUACCUGUUGAAAUACAGAUACAUCCCUGGAGCUGUGUUUGGUUCACAAAAAAACUGAAAUAAAAUGACUAUUUUUGCACAGUUAAACUUACAAUAUGCCAUGAGGGAAAAAAGCAACUUAUAACUGUGUCUCUGCGGCUUUUUUAAAGGCUUUGUUGGAAAAUCCUGCCUUCAGUGUGUUCACAGCUUUCCUGAGCUUAUGUUAAAACAAAUUUAAUGUGUUUCUGGGCACAUGAUUGAAGCCAUGAUAAUUUAGGAGGCUGUAUGUUUGUUUGUUUUUUAAUAAAUGAUACCUGUUUGUUUGUUUGUUUUUUAAUAUAUGAUACAGAAAUUCAGCAGGGGUACCUGAUUUUUCCUAAUUGUAGUUAAAUAAUAGAUAUCUACAUGCAAUUUGAGCAUUUUAGUUGGGUGAUGAAAUGCUCUUUGCUGGUGAACUUUGGGGACCGUGUAUUCCAGCUGAUCAGUUUUCUGCAGCUCAUUCCCAGCAUGAAGAAAAAUGCUGUUGUCCAGGGCUUCAGAAGCAGCAGAUAUUUGUAGUAAUUCCUUAUCUCUUUAAUAUGCUUCUGCAGUCGUAUGUUUUUAAAUCAUUUUUAUACCGUUAUAUCUCUGCUUGAAGAGAUUGAGUGUCAUGGAAGCAAAGUCUGCAAUUCAGAUUUGUAUUUCGACAGUGUAAUCUUUUUUUUUUUUUUUUUUUUUUUGGCAAGGCUGUCAGAAAGUUGCUUAGAAUAAAUUGGAUGUUACUGCAAAUUGGUUUGGGGCUAAUUUUGGAUGCACAAUAACUACUUGCAAAAUGUGACUGCAGUUUCUCUUAAAAAUAGUAGGUAAUGAAAUGCUUAUGGUGGGCAGCCAUUCAGUUUCUGUUGGCCAAGGACCUAGGUGAUAUAUACAGUGCCAGAGCAGUUCUGUGACCUUAGCCUUCCUCAAGUAGAAACGUUUAUUAUUGUGAUGUUAUCCUGUGAAUGGCUUGAAGGAGAUAAUAGCAUUUGGAAAACUGAAACACCUUUUUGUCAUGGUUCCUAAUGAGUUGUGUAAUCACAAAAGCAAGUGUGCAUCUGAUUCUUGGUUUGUGUGAUAGGUUAAGAUUUACUACUGAUAGGGACUGAAAAAAUAAAAAGUAAUAUCAAAGGUAUUGUAUAAGGGUAGGAUGAAGUUGUCUCUGUUGAACACUAUUUUCCUGAUAUUUUCUUUUGACCUCAGUGUAUGUUUUUAUCCUUCUAGAUGGAGAAUCUUGUAACUGCAAGAUAUUUGAAAUUACUUGAAAUUACUCAGUUUGUGAUACAGGUAAAACAUCUCAGAGAGUUAACAAGACACUAAAUGCCCAGUACUCCUGUGUUUUCAGUCACUCAGGUAUGCACUAAAAUUCAGUGGAGUGAAAUACAGUCUUAUGAUUAAA
Molecule: messenger RNA, 3903 nt
Organism: Coturnix japonica (Japanese quail)
Lineage: Eukaryota; Metazoa; Chordata; Aves; Galliformes; Phasianidae
Gene: APLF
Product: aprataxin and PNKP like factor
Biological process (GO): double-strand break repair
Cellular component (GO): nucleus; site of double-strand break
Molecular function (GO): protein binding; DNA-(apurinic or apyrimidinic site) endonuclease activity; 3'-5' exonuclease activity
Source: RefSeq, a predicted model, not a curated record